GAAGCCACCGCCGCCAGUCUGAGGCAGGUGCCCGACAUGGAGAGUGCUGUGCUGCCGAGCGGAUCCCAGUGUGCGGCGGCGGCGGCGGUGGCGGCCGCGGUGGCGCCUCCCGGGCUCCGGCUCCGAUUCCUGCUGUUGCUCUUCUCUGCCGCGGCACUCAUCCCCACAGGUGAUGGGCAGAAUUUGUUUACGAAAGACGUGACAGUGAUUGAGGGAGAAGUGGCGACCAUCAGCUGCCAAGUCAAUAAGAGUGACGACUCUGUGAUUCAGCUGCUGAAUCCCAACCGGCAGACCAUCUACUUCAGAGACUUCAGGCCUUUGAAGGACAGCAGGUUUCAGUUGCUGAAUUUCUCUAGCAGCGAACUCAAAGUGUCGCUGACGAACGUCUCCAUUUCUGAUGAAGGAAGGUACUUCUGCCAGCUCUACACUGACCCACCACAGGAAAGUUACACCACCAUCACUGUUCUGGUCCCACCGCGCAAUCUAAUCAUCGAUAUCCAGAAAGAUACUGCCGUGGAAGGCGAGGAGAUCGAAGUCAACUGCACUGCCAUGGCCAGCAAACCAGCCACGACUAUCAGAUGGUUCAAAGGGAACAAGGAGCUGAAAGGCAAGUCGGAGGUGGAGGAGUGGUCAGACAUGUACACCGUGACCAGCCAAUUGAUGCUGAAGGUGCACAAGGAGGAUGACGGCGUCCCCCUGAUCUGCCAGGUGGAGCACCCGGCCGUCACCGGCAACAUGCAGACCCAGCGCUACCUGGAAGUCCAGUAUAAGCCUCAAGUGCACAUUCAGAUGACUUAUCCUCUACAAGGCCUUACCCGGGAAGGAGACGCGCUUGAGUUAACAUGUGAAGCCAUCGGGAAGCCCCAGCCUGUGGUGGUGACUUGGGUGAGAGUCGAUGAUGAAAUGCCUCAACACGCGGUGCUGUCCGGACCCAACUUGUUCAUCAAUAACCUAAACAAAACAGAUAACGGUACAUACCGCUGUGAAGCCUCCAACAUAGUGGGCAAGGCUCACUCGGAUUACUUGCUGUAUGUAUACGAUCCCCCCACAACUAUCCCUCCUCCCACAACCACCACCACCACCACCACCACCACCACCACCACCACCACCACCACCACCACCAUCAUCACAGACACCACGGCGACGACAGAACCAGCAGUUCACGGCCUUACUCAGUUGCCCAAUUCCGCAGAAGAACUGGACAGUGAGGACCUCUCAGACUCCCGCGCAGGCGAGGAAGGCUCCAUCCGGGCGGUGGACCACGCCGUGAUCGGGGGCGUCGUGGCCGUGGUGGUGUUCGCCAUGCUCUGUCUGCUCAUCAUCUUGGGCCGUUACUUUGCCAGACAUAAAGGUCACCACCUGGAGAGCCCAGCUGUGGAAGAGAAGGUAGGCUCCACAAACCAAACGCCAGGGACUGUGCUCACUUCUCCCCUCCCAACCUGCUUCCUCCCUUGUCUGGAAAAAAAAAUCAGUGAGUCAGAAAUGCAGUUACCACAAUGCCCAGAGAAGUCUAAGGUGAUCCCCGGGGACUAACUGGGGUAAGAGUUACACUGGUCCUCAGGACUCUGGGAAUUUCUUAGAGAAAGGAUGUCAGUGAAGGCCAGGGAGUUGAAAAGCUGGGUCCCCUAGGAGUGGGGGUUCAAGGUGGAGAAGACAAAGCACAGCCCCCCCGAUCUGUAUGGAGCAGGAGAGCAAAACCCCAUGAGACUUGGGGGUGCAGCCACUCUGAGUGAGGGCUGCUCCUGAAUCCUGGUAGAGGAGUCAAGAUGUCAGGGGUCUCGCCAAGCCUCUGUGAGAGGGCAGGGGGCACCGAGGAGCUGUGACCUGGCAUACCUCCCUACAAAGAACCGCCAUAGAUAGUAGCUGGGAUGGAGCCAGGUGGUGGCACACCUGGUUGGGCGCCCACAUUACAAUAUGCAAGGACCGGUUCAGGCCCCUGGUCCGUAUCUGCAGGAGGAGGAGAGCUUCAUGAGUGGUAGAGCAUAGCUGCAGGUGUCUCUCUGUCUCUUUCCCUCUCCCCUCUCAAUUUCUCUCUGUCUCUAGCCAAUAAUGAAUAAGGUAAAAAGAUUUUUAAAAAUUUUUAUUAUUUAUUUAUUCCCUUUUGUUGCCCUUGUUGUUUUAUUGUUGUAGUUAUUAUUGUUGUUGUCAUCGUUGUUGGAUAGGACAGAGAGAAACGGAGAGAGGAGGGGAAGACAGAGAGGGGGAGAGAAAGACAGACACCUGCAGACCUGCUUCACCGCCUGUGAAGGGACUCCCCUGCAGGUGGGGAGCCGGAGGCUCGAACCAGGAUCCUUAUGCCGGUCCUUGUGCUUUGUGCCACAUGUGCUUAACCCGCUGUGCUACCGCCCGACCCCUGGUAAAAAGGAUUUUAAAAAUUAAAAAAAGAUAAAUGCAGGGAGAGGUCAGAAUAUGUGUUAGAAUGAAGACCUGGCUUCCCGUCCCUGCUCAGUCACUUGUCGCUGUGACACUCCAGGCAGUUUCCUGUCCUCCCUGGGCCUGUUUUGUUCUGUAUGGUCGAGAUCUGUACAAGUGCUGGUAGGAGAGGGAAAGGAGGGAAGCAAGAGGUGCUUCACAGUUCAGGCGGUAGAGGGGCCAGGCGGUGGUGACCCAGCUAAGCACACAUAGUACAAAGCCCAAGGAUCCAGGUUCGAGCCCCCACUUCCCACCUGCAAGGGGUCUACUUCACAAGUGGCGAAGCAGGACCACAAGUCUCUAUCUCCCCCUCCUCUCUCAAGUUCUCUGUGAAUAAAAUAGAAGAAAAUGGCCACCGGGAGCAGUAGGUUCGUAGUGCCAGCACCAAGCCCCAGCGAUAACCCUGCAAGCAGAAAAAAAAAAAAAAAAUCCGGUGGCAGACACAGAGGAAAGUCUGGUCAUCUGCUAGUGAUAGUGGAGCCCAGAGGCAAAUGGUGACGGCAAAGCUGGCUUGCCCGUGGUCCGAGAGGCAGGCCGAGCUCCUGCACCUGUGACAGGUCAAUCCCUUGUAGAGCUCACCUUGGGGAUAGUUAACAAACCCUUUCUCCUCCCCUUCCUGAGUAACUAUGCCAGGUUCAAGAGGAGACUAGUAAUAUUUCAUGACCCCAGCCCUCCCUCUGUGCCAUGGGCCUCCGAGCUCAGCUGAGACCCGCAGAGAUGGGGCCCCGGAAGUCCCCUGAGAGGAGGUAGAUGGGGGGUGGGGGGUGUCUUGUUCUGUUUUUGCCUUUUGAGUCCCACAGGGUAUGCAAAGGUGAGGGUGCCAGAAGCGGCCCAUGGAGCAGAGAGCUUGAGAAGUUGCCCGGCUCUUGGCUUGGCAUGGCCGUGGAAGCGGGCCUCCCGUCCCUCCGGAGAGCUCUCACAAAUGUUUUGGCCUGCUUGUAUCCUCCAAAUCCAUCAGCCGGAAGCCCGAGGUGAUAUGCCGAUGUUAAUUGGUGCAAUCUCUCACUGUCUUUUGUCGACUGGAAAUGUGAUUCUUGUACUGCAGUGGCCGUACUCCAUGGAGGAAUGUUCCUUUGAUUCUGUCAUCCAGAACCUUGAAGCAGCCACGCUACAGGUAGAAAGAUGCUAACUACACCAGCCAGCGAGGCAAAGGCAUUUUGUCUCAUUAGAAAACCACGCUGGAGACUCACGUCCCUUUUCACCCAGCUGCUAGGUCCACAGUCCCCGAGUCAGGAAGAGCCGGCAGCCAGAUUCCUUCAGCGUGAAAGGUGCAUCCACAGAUGCAAGUGUGUAGUUGAGGAAUAUUUCCAAGUGGAAGCACUGGGAUGUCCUGCUCACAGAACAGCACGAGGAAAAGGGGGACACUUGGCUGUCAUUGAAAUGAAUUUGUGGCCAGUCUAUUAAGUAAGGUCUGUUGGUGGCACAUAGCAGGUGCUAGACAAGUAGCAGUGGUUAGUUAGUUAGUUAAGGGGAGACUAGUGUCCUGCUCCUGGUGACCCGAGUCUCAUUUAUAUGUUUUGUUUUUUAUGUAUUGAUUAUUUAUCAGAGCACUGAUCAGCUCUGGUUCUAGGGAUUGAACCUGGGACUUCAGUGUCUCUGGCAUGAGAGUCUCUUUGCGUAACCAUUAUGCUAUCUACCCCCACCCUGCCAUUAUUAUUAUUAUUAUUAUUAUUAUUUUCACCAAAGUUAUUGCUGGGGCUCUCUGCCUACACAAUGAACAAUGAAUCCACCACUCAUGACAAAUUUUCUUUCUUUUUUUUUUUUUUGAUAGAAAAAAAUAAGAGGGAAUGGAGGAUAAAAAGGAAGAGAAACUCCUCCAGAUCUGCUUUCCUGUUCUCAAAGCUUCCCCUCCCUUCUGUUCAGGUGGAGUCUGGGGACUUGAACUCAGGUCCUUGUGUAUGGUAGUAUGUGCCCUCCUACCAGGUGAGCUACUCUCCAGCCCCUUGAUGUCUCUUUAUAGUCAGUCUGAACAGACCCUGUCUGUUACCAAUCCGUCUUCAACAGAGGUGGCUUAAUCAGCCAGCCAGCUCUGAACCGUAGCCCCUCCUUCCUCAGGCACCUGCUGGAACAGAGUAUCUCUUGAGGUUGGCAUGGUGGCAAUGGUUAGACGGUUAAGCAAAGUGUCACUGGUGCUGUCAGAGAUUGUGAGAGCCUUAGUUCUAAGCAAGUUAAGGCCUGUUAGAAAACUGUCAAGUCUUAUCCUUUACCUCCCCGCCUCCAGGGGCCCCGUGCUGGCACUACAAAUCCACUGCUCCUGGCAGCCAUUUUUUCCUUAUUCAUUAUUAUUUUUUAUAAGGGAGGACAGAGAGAAAUGGAGAAAGGAGAAGACAGAGAGGGGGAGAGAAAGAUAAGACACCUGCAGACCUGCUUCACCGCCUGUGAAGCGACUCCCCUGCAGGUGGGGGAGCCGGGGGCUUGAACCAGGAUCCUUAGGCCGGUCCUUGGGCUUCACACUAUGUGCGCUUACCCCACUGUGCUACCGCCUAGCCUGUCCCUUACACCCCUUACCUUUUGUUUCUCUCAGAAUCAUGACAGGCACUUCCUAAAGGAACCCUGGUUCAUUGCCCCCACUCUGCCCCUCGUCUUCACCGCAUGUGCCAGAGAGAACCAGAGUGCCUUGGAACUAAGACUGGAAAGCAGGUAUCUACUUUCAGGUCUUGCAGUCUGCAGCUUCCCGGACCGUCAAUACACAGGAAACUACAUUUUCUUUGCUUUUUUAAAAAUUAAUUUAUUUAUUCCCUUUUGUUGUCCUUGUUGUAUUAUUGUUGUUAUUGAUGUCAUCGUUGUUGGAUAGGACAGAGAGAAAUGGAGAGAAGAGAGGAACACAGAAAGGGGAGAGAAAGACAAACACCUGCAGACCUGCUUCGCCACCUGUGAAGCCACUCCUCUGCAGGUGGGGAGCCGGGGACUCGAACUGGGAUCCUUCCGCCAGUCUUUGCGCUUUGCGCCACUUGCGCUUAACCCGCUGCGGUACCGCCCACUCCCUACUUUUUUUUUUUUAAUAAUUUUUUUAUUUGUGAUCCGUGGUGGUUUACAAGAUUGUAAAGAUUACACGGUAGAGCACCACACCACACCCACCGCCAAAGUUCUGGGCCCCCACCCUCGCAAACAAUAACCACUGUAGUUCUCACAAAGCCUUCCAGAUGAUCUGUUUGCUUUCACUGUCUUUUUGCAAGUUCAUGUAUUUCGGUUCUCUAGAGCAGUACCAGGAAGUGCAAUUCAGGCCUUGGACAUUAAAUAGGGAAUUAAUUCCAGCAAGGAAUAUGACUUCAAGUCUUCUCUCUCUCUCUGUCACACACACACAAAGAGGUCCUGGGGAAAGUGAAGACAAUUGCCGGAGGUCACAGCCACACGUCCUCUGGGCCUCGGUCUUCUCCAGCUGUCCAGCAAGUUUGCCCGGGCUCUCAGUCAUAUUUCAUACACGACCGCCUUGAAUCUUCCUUAAGUGCUAUCUUCUCAGGUUAAUUAAUCACCAGGCUUAAACUUGCUGUUACCAGCAGGAAGUCCAUCCUGAAGUCAGCAAUGUUGCCAUUGCCUCUCCUAACACUGUUUAUCCUGCAUUAGUGUUUACUUAGGGGGAAAAUUGAUCCGUAAUUGAUAUUUCAGUCUUGCAGAGCAGGCGGUGGAAGAGCCCAAAUACGAGCCUUUAAUAGCAAGCAAAUAUUUAAAUCCCUUAAUGGUGGGUGAAUAUUGAAAUGUGUGACUUUAUCACUCUUUUUGGUUUGUUUUCUCUGGAGUUGUGUAUUUCAUUGUCUAAACUUGCAAUGGAUGCUGGCUGACUUGAGUCUAGCUAAUCCACAGCAGCUGUUUGCCCAGACCUAGCAGACCUGAUUAGAAAGUAUUGCUACGGAAGGAAGUCGUCUUCACUGAUCUAUCUCUGUGAGCCGGUGACAAAAUCAGUAUCCAUCUUUCUUUCUCUCUUUCUCUUUCUCUCCCUCUCUCUAGGCCUGUUUUCUCUAACCUCCUCUCCCCGAAUAAAGUGACGGGGACCGCUCUAAUGUUGCGAUUAGGAGCAUGAAUCUUUUCUCGUGUGGACAAGGAAGGCAAAAAAAAAAAAAUGCCAUUACUGUCAACUGAAAUGUGCUCUUUGGGUUUUUUGCUCCUACUUCCCCACCAAAGCCCAUUUCUGCUGCUGAGCGUGUCUCCCAUUCACAGCCGUUCUUGAUGGCUCGAUCCUUAAACGCAGCCAGUAACGUAGCCCAGGAGAUGCUUGAGACGGUUUAUGGAAAAUAAUAGAUUUCCUUGCAGAGACAACCCAAGGCGCACCGAGAAGGGUUCUGAGUCAUGUUCGACCCGACCAAGAUCGCCAGUUCUCUCCUUUUUCCUGGCUGCAGUGACAGAGGCGAUUGCACCAAGCCAAACGUGCAGGUCCUCCCGGAUACCCUGUGCUUCCCGGGCUGGUUCCUAGCAGCACCCCCAGAAGCUCUGGAGAUGGCAGCCAGGGCUUCACCACUCACCUCCAGCUGCCCCGAGACCUGCUGGGAAGCAAGGUGCCUGCAAACGUGGGAAAAGGAGCCUGCAGUGCAGAGGAGCAAGAGGAGGAGGACUCCGGGAGAGCCCGCCAGCCGAGGAGGAGAGCUGAGACUGGGGGUGGUGGGGUGGUGGAGGGUGGUCCUUCCCUGUGUAGCCAUCGGGAAUGCCAAGGAGUGGUGGGCUUGGUCCCUCCAGCACUGCACAGCCGCCCAGAUCCAGCCCUUAGUUAGGGAGCUCCAGGGAAGGACCCCCUCCUCACUCCUCACCUCACCUCACCCCUUGGGCAGGUCAAGCAGCAUCCUGCUGCAAAGAGGACAGAGCAAAGGCUGCAACAGCACCCCAUUGCAGCUCUCAGACUGUUUUGCAAGUGCAUGUCAAAAGCCAUGUGUUUUCUUCGCCCCAGAGUGCCUCCCCGUCACAAUCCCGCAGGAAGGGGAAAGUAGAGGGCCCGCCGGCCCUGCCAGACCUUGCGCCACCCCCCCACCCCCACUCCAAGGAGCGCAGCCGCCAGCACCCCCAGCCGAGCUGCCGCCACUCCCCCACUGUUUUCCUUCUCGGCUUCUUCUAAAUGGAAACCAUUAAUCAUACUAAAUUGUGCAAUGAUUCUCUGAUAGGGAGAAUGCUGAUGGCAAAAAUCAUUCUCCUUUGUUGUGCCAGGCAGGCAAAAGGCACGAGUAUCAGCUCUCUGCCCUGCCUGGCUCCUCGCAAAUGCUGACCAUGUGUUCGAGCAUGCAGCUGCCUCUGCCCAGGGCUUAUUUUAGCACCCUGCUCGGCAGCCUGAAGCUUGUCAGAAGUUGGGGUGCCCUGCCACCCUUUCCUUAUCCCAAGGACAGCCAACAAGACAAGGAGCUCUGGGGCACCCCCCAACCUGGAAGUCUCCCCACCUCCAGGGCCCCAGGUCCAGGCCUGGGGGAGGCCGCGGGACCCUGGGCUGAGAUGGAUUGAGCUCUGUCCGCUACCUCCUGCCAGCUGGUUUCUGAAGAAGCCAGGUGUGGGUACCAAGGAGGCUUUUUUUUUUUUGCCUUUCAGAAUUUGAUGUCUGCUUCGCUUUCGACAAGCCUCUUUGUAAGCCAACCCUUCUGAAUUAGAAUCAUUUUCCAAAAGCUCUUAAGCUAUGAUUAAUGCCGAAGCUGUUUUCUUUCCUUCCUUUCUUUUUUCCCCCUUCCUUUCUUUUUCUUUUCUUUUUUUUUUUUUUUUAAAACAGUCAUUCUGCCAGUCUUAAGCUGUAGUCAUUUUCAAUAAUUUGGAGUGCUCAAAGGCAAACCAAGAGUUUGUUGACAACAAAACCCUUAAGAGCCCAGCCAGGCAACCACAAAAGACAGCACAGCAAAGGGACCAUUUGGGCUUUGCUGGCAUUUCUGCUCCCUGAGUCUCACCACUGAAAGUUUGAUUGAAGACUCCCAGGGCAGUGAGGAGCCCACUGUGAGGAUGGCGAGGAGAGAGGGCUGGCUUCCGGGGGAACUGGUGAGCGGCAUGUCAGCAGGGCUCCUGGCCGCUGCAUGAGCACAUGUGUUUUGCACUCUCCAUCCCAGAGCUAGAGAGCCUUUGCCAUCCUCCCUCCGCCUGGCAUCAAAGCCCAGGAGACAGAGGCUGCCUGUGCUUGGAGGCUGUUUGCUUUCCCCGAGGCCAGGACUUGGGAACCCAACUUUGUGGGUAGCCCAGGCCAUGCUCCUGCCCUGCAAGGGGAAACUAAGAUGCUUUUUUUGAAUCUGGGUGGUUCCUGGGUGAUUUGGUGCUAGUGUCUCCCAUCUGUUUGCAAAAGCCCAAUGCUCAGGCUUUUGGAAAUGCCCAUGAUUGCAGAUUUGAUUAGCCUUUGCUUCUUCCUACUCUGUGUCUCCUCCGAUAGGGAAGGGUCAGCUCUGGAUGGAAGAAGUUUCAUCCAGGGGGCUUGUGGGUGAUUGAUAAGAUCCCUGCGGGUGGCCAGGCAGUAGUGCACGAGAUUAAGUGUACAUAGUAAGAUGCCUGGCUGGCUCUUCUGCGGCUGAUGCUUCAAGUCAGGGAGCGUAGAUUUCCUGCCCAGCUUGGGGCUUUGGCUAACUUCCAAUGAAUCCCCUCUAAGCUGAGAAGUGUGGCCCCUGCUUUAAGACCAAGAAACCCAUCCAUCACACAGGCUAGAAACCUGGGCUAGAAACAGGCUAGAAACCCUUUCCCCCCCUUCUCCUGCUUCCAGCUGGCUCUCAAGUUCUCCCCAUUGCCUCCAGAUUUGUUCCAACCCCUUGGUGUCACUUGCCCAAUCCCAGCCCUUGACCCUGAACCUUGGGAAUGUAACGGCCUCUUUGCUGUUCUCCUGCUUCUCUUCCCCUGGCCUCCUCCCCCCACCCGUGCCUCCAGCCCCAUCUCCAUCCAACUCCAGAGUGAAGUGAACUAUUGGGAAGCCAUUCUUGGUUGACCUUUGACUACAAGCUCAAGCCAAAUCCUUGGUAUCUGCCAUGGCUUUGACCUUUCAGUCUUGCUCUGUGAGGCUGAGCACUCCCUCUGCCCCCACACCCACCCCUACCCAGCCUGGGCCCACCUCCUUCCCGUCCACACUUCUGUGCCUUUGAACCUUCCCAGAAGCGUCCUUCUAUUCAAGGCCACUUCUUGGCCUUCCUGACCCCUCAAGCUCCCGACCCCCCUGCAUCCCUAUCACCUGUUGGAACUGCUCCAUGUACCUUUCUGGCUCUCUCAGUACAAGAGUCAGGACUGUACCUGAUCCAGCUCUGCAUCUUGAAGCCAUAAAGUGCUCAAUAAAUGACUGAAUAAGA
Messenger RNA from Erinaceus europaeus (western European hedgehog), 9629 nucleotides. RefSeq names its product cell adhesion molecule 1 (gene CADM1). Gene Ontology annotation, molecular function: signaling receptor binding. The record is from RefSeq and is a predicted model, not a curated record. The transcript is spliced from 12 exons. Lineage: Eukaryota; Metazoa; Chordata; Mammalia; Eulipotyphla; Erinaceidae. Gene Ontology annotation, biological process: susceptibility to natural killer cell mediated cytotoxicity; cell recognition; detection of stimulus. The coding region runs from base 37 to 1533 and encodes 498 amino acids. Gene Ontology annotation, cellular component: plasma membrane; neuron projection; synapse.